Molecule: messenger RNA, 601 nt
Organism: Alligator mississippiensis (American alligator)
Lineage: Eukaryota; Metazoa; Chordata; Crocodylia; Alligatoridae
Gene: POLR2I
Product: RNA polymerase II subunit I
Exons: 6
Coding region: 94-471 (125 amino acids)
Biological process (GO): transcription-coupled nucleotide-excision repair; DNA-templated transcription; maintenance of transcriptional fidelity during transcription elongation by RNA polymerase II
Cellular component (GO): RNA polymerase II, core complex
Molecular function (GO): zinc ion binding; nucleic acid binding; DNA-directed RNA polymerase activity
Source: RefSeq, a predicted model, not a curated record
AGGGCGGAAGACGACGGGGAGCGGGAUUGAACAGCGCCUGCGCGGAGGGGGGACCCCGACCUCUACUGCGCCUGCGCAGUGCGGCGGGGGGCGAUGGAGUCGGACGGCACCUACGAGCCGGGCUUCGUGGGCAUCCGCUUCUGCCAGGAGUGCAACAACAUGCUGUACCCCAAGGAGGACAAGGAGAACCGGAUCCUGCUGUACGCGUGCCGAAACUGCGAUUACCAGCAGGAGGCCGACAACAGCUGCAUCUACGUCAAUAAGAUCACGCACGAAGUGGACGAACUGACCCAAAUCAUCGCUGACGUGUCCCAGGACCCCACGCUGCCCCGGACGGAGGAUCACCCCUGUCAGAAGUGCGGACACAAGGAAGCCGUGUUUUUCCAGUCUCACAGUGCACGAGCUGAGGACGCCAUGAGGCUGUACUACGUCUGCACCGCUCCCCACUGCGGCCACCGCUGGACCGAGUAGACGGCUGGUGCUGGAAGGCAGCGGUCUCCAUCGUCUGAAUCUCCGGGUCCCUCGUGGAGCGCCCUCGGCACGCUGCUCGGACUUGAGUUGGGUGCAUUUAGUUAAUAAAAAGGUUUUCUAUUUUUUCAAA